UACACACACAACACACAUAAAACACAUAACAUACACACACAUUUGUACUUGUGGUUGUGAUUUUUUUUAUGGCGUGUGUGUGUGCGUGGGUGUGUGUGAGUGAGUGUGUUUGGAGGGGCACAACGGAACAGCGGCGCGGCGUCGGUCCACUCGUGCUGCUCGACCGAAUAUUAUUGUCCGUGCCCGGUUCUAAAGUUAAAUGCUCCCUGCCUGAAACCUGAGUUGUUUCAUCUUUUGAUCGAGUCGAAGUGAAGAACAGCUUGGCAGAGUUUAUUCAUUCUGCACAGUACUGUCACUUGGCUUGCACUACCUGUCGUCCAGGUUACGAAGUUUCACAGAAACAAUGGAGUCUCAGGAGUCCGAUAUAUGCGCCCCAGAUGAAAUGGAGAUGAUGCUAGGCGACCCAAGCGUCCCGGACCUGAUGAACGAUCCCCUCCUGGUUGACUGGAGCGGAGUGGAAAUACCGACUUCAGACCCCCCUUUUGUCAACCCCACCGGCCCGCUGCCGGCCCGAACCGAGUUUACAGGCGUCCACCUUUUUGACGCCAAGGUGGACAUGACGGGCCAGCAGAAGAAGCUGUACUAUAUGUCAACCAAACUAAACAAGAUAUUUGUGGACUUGGGGAAGGUGGUCCCCAUACAGAUCAAGUGGGAUGGGACCGCCAAUUUAUAUGUGAGGGCUCUCAUGAUGUUCACACAGCCAGACCAAUGGAAGAACCCCGUCAAACGGUGUGUGACCCAUCGGGACAAAGAGGACCCCACAAAUAAAUCGUAUGAUCAUAGUGACCAUGUGUUAGCGAUGGAGAAUGAGGGAGCGGAAUAUUAUAUUGACCCAUUGUCCAAGAGACACUCGGUGAAGGUGCAACUGCACCUUCAGUCAGGGUGCGAGUAUGCGCUGGUUUCGCUCAAGUUUAUGUGCAAGACCUCCUGCACUGGAGGGCUCAAUCGAGCCCCCACGGAUGUGGUUUUCACUCUAGAAGAUGCCCAGGGUACGGUCUUAGGAAGACAGGUCAUUGGGGUCAAAAUUUGUUCUUGCCCUAAGAGAGACAAGGAAAAAGAUGAACAAAACCUUGCCGAACCCUCAAAUGGAAAACGUAAAGUCAAAGUUAAAAGGGAGGAGAAACAGAGUUCGGCAGAAGAACCUCCAUUGAAGCGUGUCAAACAGGAGUUCCCUACUGACGCAGCCCCUGUUUCAUUCAUGGUAACAGCCGUCAAUGCUGAGGUGGCAAAACUGUUUAAAGAGAAUGCGUUCCAUUGGAAUCAGGUGAAAAUGGUGGAGCUUUGCACCCCUGGGGCAAUUCCAACUCCUCUCAUCAGUGUCACAGAUGACAUUGCCGUGCUGCCGCAGCCAUACAAUUAAUUUUGUCAACGGACUUGAAUGCUGCAGUUUAAACUUGCUUUAGCUUCAUGUUCAGUUUAUUUUUUAUUUUGAUUAUAUUACUAUUAUAUCUUUAGAACAUCAUGUGAGACAAUUUUUCUCAGGAAUGCACUCUCUUCAAACACUGCUGCUUGAAGACCUGAGUAGGUACUUUGUGUGCACCACUGUCAUGUUUGCAGGGACCAUCUGCCUAAGAACCAAAUUGUUGUGUUUCUGUCCCAGUUGGUUUAAGUUAUGCAGUGGAUAACCUGAGGUCAAGUUAAGGUCUGCUAUUUUUUUUAAAUUCAGAAGCAUGGAAAUUAUUUUGUGAUUUAGUAAUGGUGGCCUUACUGUUAGUUCAUAAAUAAUGUUGAUCCCUAUGGUAUGAUUCUUACCAUUGUUUAUUUUUAUUAUACUUAAUUAAAAUGUUAAGCAUUAGUUAUAUUUUUCCAAUUACAAGACUGUUUGAGUACAUCAAUACCUGCCCUUUCUCAGGCAUUGGAGCUUUUGCAGCUCCUAUUUUGCCACUGGACUGCAAAAUGCUGUUGUACUUUCUACUCUAAGACAUGUGAUUUUUUUUUAAAUGUUGUUAAACAAAAAUAAAUUUGUAAACUGCCA
Molecule: messenger RNA, 1975 nt
Organism: Thrips palmi
Lineage: Eukaryota; Metazoa; Arthropoda; Insecta; Thysanoptera; Thripidae
Product: cellular tumor antigen p53-like
Exons: 6
Coding region: 344-1360 (338 amino acids)
Biological process (GO): regulation of transcription by RNA polymerase II; apoptotic process
Cellular component (GO): nucleus
Molecular function (GO): DNA-binding transcription factor activity, RNA polymerase II-specific; RNA polymerase II cis-regulatory region sequence-specific DNA binding
Source: RefSeq, a predicted model, not a curated record